GAUUCUCUGAUUCUCUGAUUCCUUGAAGCGCAGAGCAGUGAAUUUCGAAGAUGAGUCGCGGGGCAGCAGCCGGACCCAAGGGAAAGAAGAAGGCAGUGUCAUUCACCAUCGACUGCACGAAGCCGGUGGAGGAUAAGAUCAUGGAUAUCGCCUCACUGGAGAAGUUCCUUCAGGAGAAGAUCAAGGUCGGCGGCAAGGCUGGUGCGCUAGGUGACACCAUCACCGUCACCCGCGAUAAGAGCAAGAUCACCGUCACCUCCGAGAGUGAUUUCUCCAAGCGGUACCUUAAGUACUUGACUAAGAAGUAUUUGAAGAAGCACAAUGUGCGUGAUUGGCUUCGGGUUAUUGCAUCCAACAAGGACCGUAGUGUUUAUGAAUUGCGCUACUUCAACAUUGCUGAGAAUGAGGGAGAAGAGGAGGACUGAAGAUUCAGUUCAGUACUUUGUCAAAUUACCUAGUUUCUUGUUUAUCAGUCCCAAAGACUUGCCCUUUUUUUUUCAGCUGUGAUACUUGUGAACUUCUUUGUGUUGCUCUUCGACCUUGGUAGUUUAUGUUCUAUCAAAUUUUGGUUGCUGACAGUUAGAUAUCUGCUUAACGUAUUUGAUACUAUUAUAAAGGCACAAAUUUCUU
Molecule: messenger RNA, 630 nt
Organism: Rubroshorea leprosula
Lineage: Eukaryota; Viridiplantae; Streptophyta; Magnoliopsida; Malvales; Dipterocarpaceae
Source: the annotation of a GenBank genome assembly